AUGGGUUCCCUGCUGAUGCCACUGCUGGGCAGCGUGGCCGCCAAGGCCGGCGACGUGCUGGUGGGCGAGCUUCUUCGGGCGUGGGGGCUGGACAAGGCCCGCCGGAAGCUAGAGCGCCACCUCGCCGCCAUCCAGUGCAUCCUGCUCGACGCCGACGCAAAGAGCCGCACCAACCCCACCGUCCACCAGUGGGUCAAGGACCUCAAGACCGCCGCCUACCAGGCAGACGACCUCCUCGACGGCUUCCGCUACGAGGCCCUACGCCGCCGUGCCGCCCAGAUGCGCCGCCGCCACCGCUGCUCCAGAGCACGCAAGACAGUAAAUUUCCACAUCACUGGUGACUUCAUUUACAUGAGAACACAAGAGCAGGACAUAGAUUUACAUUUACAGGCUGGCUCUGUUUUCAAUCCAGGCCCCGUUUGGGAGCAGUUUAAUCCUGCAAAUAAUUCUUGUGUGUUGAGCUACUUCACCGCCAAUAGCCCGGUUGUUUUCCGUCUCUCCAUGAGCAGGAAGAUGAAGGACGCCCUUGAAAUCAUAGAUGAACUGGUUGCGGAGAUGAACAAAUUUCAAUUCCUGCAACAUAACGAGGCACCAAGCGUCGAUCAUCCACAGACACACUCUCAUGUCGAUGAAUCAGAGAUUGUGGGUAGGAAAGAUGACAAGGAACAAGUGGUGAAGAUAUUGCUCGACCACUCCAACAACAAUAAUGAUAAUAGUAAUGUCAUGGUGCUCCCCAUAGUUGGUAUGGGGGGAAUCGGUAAGACCACCCUUGCUCAACUUGUGCACAAUGACCAAAGGGUGAAGCUUCAUUUUGAGUUGGUCUUAUGGGCAUGUGUCUCUAAUAAGUUCGUUAUUGAAGAAAUAGUCCGAUCUAUAAUAGAAGUGGCCACGAUGAAGAAGUGUGAUUUGACUCAGAUGGAGGCACUGCGGAAGGAACUUUGUGGAGUUUUGGGCAAGAAAAGGUACCUCCUAGUGUUGGAUGAUGUUUGGAAUGAAGAUAGACACAAGUGGGAUCAUAUGAGAUCAUUACUAAACUCACAGGCCAGCUCAUGUAGUGCUAUAAUCGUGACAAGCCGCAGCAAUCAAGUUGCGUCUAUCAUGGGCACGCUUCCUGCACAUCGCAUAUCUCUUCUGAAUGAGGACCGGUCAUGGGAACUUUUUCAGAGAAACGUAUUUCGAAGGGAAGCAGAAAAGCAAGAUGAAUUGAUUUCAGUCGCAAAGAACAUUGUCCACAAGUGUAAGGGAUUGCCUCUUGCUAUCAAGACCAUAGCGGCUUUACUUCAUUCGAAGCAUCACAGUCAGUGGUUUUCUGUUCUGGAUAGUGAUGUCUGGAAAGAUGAAAUCCUCACAUCUACUGCUAUUGUACCUGCACUACAACUGAGCUAUGAUCACUUGUCAUCCGAAGCAAAAAUAUGCUUCUCCUUAUGUGCUCUUUUCCCCAAGGAUAGCCUGAUGGACAAAGACAUGUUAAUCCAGCUAUGGAUGGCUAAUGACUUUAUUGCAUCAGAAACAAGAGGCCAACAAAUUUUUGAUGUGCUAGUUUGGAGAUGUUUCCUCCAAGAUGUCCAAAUUACAGAGGAUGCCUUCAUCUACCAACCAACUACUUGUAGAAUGCAUGAUCUUGCUGGCUUCGUAAGCAAAAAUGAUUGCUCCAUUCUGCAAGAAUCUUCAUCACGUCAGGAAAUUUGCAAGGAUCCACAUACACCAGUUCAUUACAGCAUGCAUGAGGUUCAACAUUUGUCACUUGAUUAUGUGAGUAAUAAUACUAUUGGAGACAUGAAGGAAAUUCUACAUCCCCGAGCCCGCACAAUAUUAGUCUUCAAAAAUGGAUUUGGGAUUGAGAUUCCUGUGAGUAUGGCCAAGUCAAAAUUCAUGUCCUUGCGAGCAUUGAAGACAUUCUCAAUCAGUACACACAUGACAAACUUGAAGCAUCUUCGCUAUCUGGAUUGUUCUGAUUCUAUUAUAUCUGCAUUGCCUGAAGCCAUUACCAUGUUGUAUAGCUUGCAAACAUUGAAGCUCAUUGGUUGUAAUGAACUUACGAAAUUACCAGAAGGAAUGAGGUAUAUGAGCGGUCUUCGCCACAUCUUCCUUGUUGGGUGCCGUCGGUUGGAGCGCAUGCCACAAGGUGUUAGUCAGCUGAAUUCUCUGCAGACAUUAACGAAUUAUGUCAUUGAUAGUGAUGCAGGCCGUGGAAUUGAUCAACUGAAAGAUUUGAAUCUAGGUGGCAGUCUUCGUUUGACAGAGCUGAGAAAAGUGCAUAGUGCAGAAAAUGCUAAACAAGGUAAUUUGUCCGCCAAGCAUAAUUUGAAACGAUUGUUGCUCAAUUGGCAUGGACCUGAUAGCACAAACGAUAGAGAUGAAGUAGAUACUAAUGCAGAAGGAAUAUUAGAGGCCCUUUGUCCUCAUAAAAGUCUUGAAGCUUUACAGUUAUAUGAUUAUACCGGGGUGAAAUUCUCAUCAUGGAUGCACAACUCUACACUGUUAGAACAUCUCAGCAAACUUUUUCUGCUUAGAUGCAAGAACUGCAAGGAUCUUCCCCCAUUAUGGCAGUUGCCCUCCCUCGUGCUCUUGCGUUUGUAUGAUUUGGAUAGCUUGGCAAGUAUGUGUGCUGGUAAUGAUGAUACAGACAAUGGGAAAUCCUACAUUUCUCCACCACCCUUCUUUCCUAAGUUGGAAACCAUGAUUCUUGACAAGAUGCCUAAGCUAGAGAGAUGGCACCAGGAGGUGACAGGACAAGUAGCAGUUGUAUCAUUCCCUCAGCUCAAGACGUUAUCGAUUGUUGAGUGCCCAAGGUUAGCGACACUGCUGGAGGGACUCCUGCAACAGCUCCCAGCCCUCGAGAAACUAUCCAUCAGUGAAUGCCGCAACUUGAAGCAGGCCUUCUCAAGAGGAGGCGCUUACUGGGAUUUGGUUGAAGCAAUUCGGAAGAGAAAUGUUGGUUGAUCCCAUGCACUGAAUGCUAAGGCUGUGCCUGUGCCUGUGCUUUUGGAUGCCAGCCUCAUGGGAUUAUUUAUUCGUUUGAGGAUUGAUGUACUGUUGAGCUGGUUGAUUAUAUGUAUAUGUUGGGUAAUAACCUAGAUAGACUUGAUGUCAAAACUGAAAAGCACUUGUGUAUGUAUGUAAAUCUGUUCCCAGUCAAGUCCCUUGUUCCGUUGCUAAAUACUUUAGCUUGACAGCUUUAUUAAACUGGCCUAAGAAGUGCUAUUUCAUUUCUCUUGGUUACCUAGGUGCUAUUUCAUUUCAUUUCCCUUGCCCCUUGUGUGUUGCCAAGAAAGUAUAGUAUACCUAGGAGCCAACAGGUGAAGCGGGAUGUUGCAAUUGGUACGAGGCCGGAUCUGAAUUACUGAACCACGAUCCUGUCAAAAUGUGUUGCUGCAGGAAGAGAUGCGUGCAUGUCUUGCAGAGUUUUUGUUCUUUGAAGCGAGGAGUGUAUUGGAAAUGAAGAGGACUGUAGUACAGAUUGCAUGGGUAGUAAAAGACUAUGCAGUUCCAAAGCAGUUGGCAUCGCACGCACACCAAGUGCAUGGCCGGGGAUGAAACAGAGCACGCAGCGGUCCAGGAAAAACAGAGAAGCACACACACAGCCGGGUUUUCCUUCUACUUUUUUUGUUUUCACUUGGUGCUGGCAAAUCCCCUGGCAAAAUACAAUGAUGGCUACACCACCAGCAGGAGAUGUCUUGCAGAGUUAUUCUUCUUGAACAAAUCAAGUCAGCCCAGGGACUCCCUGACGAUCGCAUCGCCCCCUUGACUGCCAUGUAUUACAUCACAGAUGACAUUCUUCUUCAGAAACAUCCAAGCAAAAUAGCACUUACACAAACAAAUGCAUGUAUUUUGAUGCAAAGAGUGACUGUGAUUCCCCCGCAAAAAAAAAAAGAGUGACUGUGAUUCCACAUAUAAUAAGAGUGGCAUCAAGAGAUCCAAUUUCCGUGCAAACUGCAAGAUGUGGAAAAUCGGCUUCAUGGACUUCAGGUAACGUGGUAUCGGAAAAAUCAGUUUGAGUGAUAGUUUAAAAAAAAAAAAGGAGGAUGACCCCCGGCCUCUGCAUCUGGGAGAUGCAUACGGCCACUUUAUUGAUUAUUCUCGAGGACCGUACAAAGUAUUACAACAAUGUGCCUGAAUUCACCAUCUUGGCAACAUAUGCCGCUACUCCUAUCCAAUAUGAUGAAGGGGUGCUAGCUGGGCCACUACCCAAACCACUCACCUAAGCCUAACAUCAAAAACCGGAAGCCGAAACUCAUUCGGAAGCCCCAGCCGAGCCACAUACCGGGUCUGGGGCACAAUCCGCUCAGACGCACUCGUGAGUCGUCGCCGCCAUCUUCCACAGGUCGGCUUCUACCUUGUCUGGCCACUCUGCCAUCGACAUCACCAUGACGCAAGACAACAACCUCCUCCUGCGCGAGCCCAUCUCCGCGCAUCGGACGCCGAGUCUCCACAGCGCCAUGCCAUCGAUCUCCGCCGCCAUCAAUGUGUGAGAUGAAGCACCGCUCCACCAUCCCUCCAGCCAGCACUUUCUCCAAAACGAUGC
Messenger RNA from Aegilops tauschii subsp. strangulata, 4525 nucleotides. Its product is annotated as disease resistance protein RGA2-like. The record is from RefSeq and is a predicted model, not a curated record. Gene Ontology annotation, molecular function: ADP binding. Lineage: Eukaryota; Viridiplantae; Streptophyta; Magnoliopsida; Poales; Poaceae.